Aspergillus nidulans FGSC A4 is the source of this 2565-nucleotide messenger RNA. Its product is annotated as putative DUF221 domain protein. Gene Ontology annotation, molecular function: calcium-activated cation channel activity. Gene Ontology annotation, cellular component: membrane. Bases 1 to 2565 code for a protein of 854 amino acids. The transcript is spliced from 6 exons. The record is from RefSeq and is a predicted model, not a curated record. Lineage: Eukaryota; Fungi; Ascomycota; Eurotiomycetes; Eurotiales; Aspergillaceae. Gene Ontology annotation, biological process: monoatomic cation transmembrane transport.
AUGCCGGAACGGACUUUAUUGAACUUUCUUGUUGCACGACAAGAUCUCCUUGAUCCCAGCAAUGAUCCCAACGUUGGGUCCUCGAGAGGAAAUGCCUCGUCAACUACGUCUGAGACACUAGACACCAUUACCGGUGGAGGAGAUUCGACCUCUCUCUCAUCGCUUAUAUCCACAUUGCUUCCGGCAUUGUUGCUCGCAAUUAUCUGGUUCUCCAUCUUCCUGAUCUUUCGCCGAACACAAGUACGGUGUGAGAAGAGUCCGCAGCUACCUACCGGAUGGGUGAACUGGGUCGGGCAGUUCCUCAAGAUCUCCGAUGCUCACGUUCUCAACCAUCAUUCUAUGGAUGGGUACCUGUUUCUGCGGUUUUUGAGAAUCCUUUGCGUGACAUUCUUUGUUGGAUGCUUGAUCACAUGGCCAAUACUGCUUCCUAUCCAUGCAACAGGUGGAGUAGGUAAUACUCAGCUUGAUGCUUUAAGUUUCAGCAAUGUUAAGGAUAAAAGCCGUUACUAUGCCCAUGCCAUCAUGGCAUGCGUGUACUUCGCGUAUGUAUUCUACAAUGUGACACGAGAAAGCAUAUUCUAUGCAAAUCUUCGGCAAGCAUAUCUCAACUCGCCGGCCUAUGCUCACCGGAUUUCGUCCAGAACAAUACUUUUCAUGUCAGUCCCAGAAGACUACAAGAACGAAAAAAAGUUACAACAAGUUUUUGGGAAUACCAUCCGCCGAAUCUGGAUAACAUCCGAUUGCAAAGAACUUGAGAAAAAGGUUCAGGAGAGGGACAAGUACGCUCACCGGUUGGAAAGGCUAGAAACAAGAUUGAUCAGAUCGGCGAAUACAGUGCACAUGAAGCUUCUCAAAGCCGGCACGAUUCCGUCUACAGAGUGUGCCGACUGCGAAGCGAUAGAUUCCACGAUGUAUCAUAAGAUUCGGCGGCCGGCGCAUCGAACCAAACUGUUUGGAGAGAAGGUGGACUCAAUACGCUGGCUUCGCGAAAAGAUUGUUAGUCUUUCGAAAGAGAUCGAGGUUCUGCAAAAGAAGCACCAAAACCACGAAGGACGGCUUCUAUCCGCCAUCUUUAUUGAGUUUAACUCGCAAUCUGAUGCCCAGAUUGCGCUUCAGACGCUCUCUCACCAUCAACCGCUGCACAUGACGCCCCGAUUUUCCGGCAUUUCUCCAGAUGAAGUUGUCUGGUCCGCACUGAACCUCAGCUGGUGGCAGCGUAUUGUGAGAAGGUUCCUCGUUCAGGGUGGGAUAGCAGCAAUGAUUAUAUUCUGGUCAAUCCCGUCUGCUCUUGUCGGUACUAUCUCUAAUAUUAGCUACCUGACGAGCGAAAUUCCUUUCUUGCGCUUCAUCGAUGACCUCCCUGAGGUGAUCAAGGGCGUGAUCGCAGGUUUAUUGCCAGCUGCUGCCCUAGUCCUGCUGAUGUCCCUUGUUCCUAUAAUAUGCCGUUAUAGCGCCCGGCGUGCCGGCGUCCCUUCUGCGUCUCGAGUUGAGCUUUUCACCCAGAGUGCACACUUCUGCUUUCAGGUCGUUCAGGUAUUCCUCGUAACGACUUUGACAUCUGCAGCAUCCGCAGCAACGGCGCAAAUCAUCCAAGACCCUCUCUCAGCGAAGGAUCUCCUAGCUGAGAACUUGCCAAAGGCGACGAAUUUCUACAUUUCCUACUUUCUCCUCCAGGGACUGACCAUCAGCUCCAUGGCCGUAGUACAGAUCAUGAGCGUGCUCGUCUUCAAAUUCAUAACCACUUUCUUCGAUGGCUCCCCCCGCCGCCUGUACGAGCGGUGGGCCGCCCUCAGCGGGAUAAGCUGGGGCAACGUCUUUCCUGUCUUCACAAACAUGGGUGUAAUCGCAUUAACAUACUCCUGCAUCGCGCCCUUGAUCCUCGGCUUCUGUUUCGUGGGCGUCUACCUCGUCUACCAAGCCUACCGCUACAAUUUCCUUUUCGUCUACGACAUCCGCAUCGAUACAAAAGGUCUCGUUUACCCCCGCGCCCUCCAACAUCUCCUUACAGGCGUCUACCUCGCCAACAUCUGCCUGAUUGGCCUAUUCGCCAUCAAGUCCGCCAUUGGCCCGCUGCUCAUCAUGGUCUUUUUCACAAUACUUUUCAUCUGCGCGCAUCUUUCGCUGAAUGAAGCUUUGGGCCCCCUAUACUCCUUCCUUCCACGCACCCUUGACGUUGAGGAAGAACUGCAACAAGCCAAAGAGGAAGAACUCGCGCUUCUCCAGACAAUGCCGCGUAGCAGAUGGACCAGGACACUGAAAUGGUUCCAUCCGAACCUGUAUCGGGAUUUCGCCGCGCUGAGGCGAAAAGUUCGUCGUGAUCAUGUAGAAAUCAGGUACUCGGAUGAGGAGAGAAGGAAUGCAUAUUUUGAGCCGUGUAUUACAGCGAAGACGCCUACCAUAUGGAUCCCGAGGGAUAAAUGGGGGGUAUCGAAAGUUGAGAUUGAAGAAUCUGACCCCAGUAUCCCAAUCACAGAUAAUGGGGCACAUUUGGAUGAGCGGGGGAAAAUUGUUUGGGAUAAGUUCGAUCCGAAUUUGCCUCUUUGGGAGUUAAAGACGUUAUACUAG